Aethina tumida (small hive beetle) is the source of this 693-nucleotide messenger RNA. RefSeq lists its product as uncharacterized. The transcript is spliced from 2 exons. The record is from RefSeq and is a predicted model, not a curated record. The coding region runs from base 45 to 644 and encodes 199 amino acids. NCBI's taxonomy places the organism in Eukaryota, Metazoa, Arthropoda, Insecta, Coleoptera, Nitidulidae. Gene Ontology annotation, biological process: cell surface receptor protein tyrosine kinase signaling pathway; intracellular signal transduction.
AAUCCACCAUUAGCUUAACUAAAUUAAUUUUCCAAGUAAAACUGAUGAAACAUUCCAAUAUUGCGGUGUCUGUUACGCACGUCCAACCACAUGUUUCAAGGUUUUUCACGCUGAUAACGCACAGUGUCGCCGAGUUCGGGCUUCAGUUCGGUCGCGUUAUGUCGAGCGUUUGCUGCCUCUGCUGCACCGUCACCGGAAACCUGGCCCGAAGACUGUUGUACAAAUUCAUCAUCACCACCAACUCUUUGUGUUUGGGAUGCAAGCAACAGCCUCGUUUAAUCGGCGAGGACUCCGACACCGAAACAGAAUUGCGAGAGGAGUACACGCUGAACGUCGACCGGGAAACAGCCGAGGAACUGCUGAAGGACAGACAAAACGGCACCUUCAUUGUCAGACCGUCGAAGGACUCGAGCUCCACCAUGUCAAUUGUGCAAGACGGACAGGUGUUCCAUUUGAAGGUGCGUGACCGGAAAGACGGACUUGUGGCACUGGGUUUUGAAAAGGACAACGAAGUGACAUUCAAGAAUUUAAAUUCUUUAAUUGACUACUAUGUUAGUAAUAAUUUGUACCUAACAUCUGAUGGCAAGAUUUACAAAACUUUACUCCUUCCUUACACGAAUAAUAGUAGUUAUAUGGUCGAUUGAAGUGAUGAAGUUAAUUGAAAUGUUAAAAUAAAGUUAUGUUAACUUGCUA